Scophthalmus maximus (turbot) is the source of this 3308-nucleotide messenger RNA. It is a transcript of the gene man2b2, whose product is annotated as mannosidase, alpha, class 2B, member 2. Bases 95 to 3142 code for a protein of 1015 amino acids. The transcript is spliced from 19 exons. Gene Ontology annotation, cellular component: lysosome. The record is from RefSeq and is a predicted model, not a curated record. Gene Ontology annotation, molecular function: alpha-mannosidase activity; carbohydrate binding. NCBI's taxonomy places the organism in Eukaryota, Metazoa, Chordata, Actinopteri, Pleuronectiformes, Scophthalmidae. Gene Ontology annotation, biological process: mannose metabolic process.
AUCACGUGCCGCAGCACAACAAUAAUAAGGAAGUAGAUUUUUUGGGGGGGGUAGAUGUUGUCUGACGCAUUGUGCCUUUACUGGCGUUAAAAAGAUGGGAUUUUUAGCCGUUUGUGUGUUUGCUGUUUGUUGUAGUUGCUCAUGUGGAUUGUCGGGCGAGAACGAGCCAGUCCAGACAUUUGUCAUCCCCCACAGUCACAUGGAUGUUGGCUGGGUGUACACCGUUCAGGAGAGUUUGCACGCCUAUGCAGCCAACGUGUACAGCAGUGUGACCGAGGAGCUGUCAAAGGCUAAAGACCGCAGGUUCAUCGCUGUGGAGCAGGAGUUCUUCCGCCUGUGGUGGGACACCGUGUCCACAGACUCCCAUAAGAGACAAGUGCGAGAGCUCGUAAAAGAAGGUAGACUCGAGUUCAUCCUCGGGGGCCAGGUGAUGCACGACGAGGCUGUGACUGAUCUAGAAGAUGAGAUCUUGCAAAUGACAGAGGGACACGGUUUCCUCUACGAGACGUUCGGGGUGCGUCCUCAGUUCUCCUGGCACGUGGAUCCAUUUGGAGCCUCUGCCACCACGCCGGUGCUGUUCGCCCUGGCAGGGUUCAACGCCCACCUAGUCUCACGCGUCGACUACGACCUCAAAGACACCAUGCAGAAAAAGAAGAAACUACAGUUUGUAUGGAGAGGUUCUCCCUCUCUAAAAGGGAAGCAGGAAAUCUUCACUCACAUCAUGGACCAGUUUAGUUACUGCACUCCAGCUCAUCUGCCGUUCUCAAACAGUUCUGGCUUCUACUGGAACGGAGUGGCCUUGUUCCCCGACCCACCUAAAGACGGAGUCUACCCCAACAUGAGUUUGCCCGUCACCAAAAAGACGCUGCGUGCCUACGCCCAGACCAUGGUGGACAACAUCAAGCAGAGGGCGGCUUGGUUUAGGACUAACCACGUUCUCUGGCCAUGGGGCUGCGACAAACAGUUCUACAACUCGUCUGUACAGUUCAGCAACAUGGAUCCUUUAAUGAAGUACAUCAACCAGAACAGCAAAGAGUUCGGGGUGACGGUCCAGUAUGCCAGUCUAAGUGAAUACUUCCAAGCCAUCCACCAUUCAAACCUUGUCUGGGAGUUACGGGGGAGUGAAGAUUUUCUUCCGUACUCCACCGAACCUUACCAGGCCUGGACGGGAUUUUACGCCUCCAGAAAUGUUUUGAAAGGAGUGGCACGGCAAGCUAGUUCCCAGCUUCACGCAGCCGAGACUCUCUUCACCCGGUACCGGAUCAGCUUCCCCGACGGACCUGUGGCUAAAGACUGGGCCCUGGACAAACUGAGAGCCCUUCGCUGGGCUGUCUCUGAGGUGCAGCACCACGAUGGAAUCACUGGCACAGAGUCUCCGAAGGUGGCGGACAUGUACCUGCGGCAUCUCACGCAGGCCACGAUGAAAGUGGAGGAGCUUCUCGCCGCACUCAUCCUGCUGCCGCACAACCUCGACAUCACCAGCGUCCUCAACAACCGCUACCACCGAAGAGGUGUGCACCAGACUCUGGAGCAACAUGUCAUCGUUUACAACCCGUUGGCGUGGAACGUCACCACCGUCAUCAACGUAACGGUGUCCUUCCUGAAUGCAGCCGUCUUUGAUGAGGAUGGGCAGACUGUGCCCGCACAGAUCCAGAGAUCCGCUCAGUCCAAUGUGACCUACGACCUUUUCGUCGUGGUGGAGCUGGGGGGCCUUCAGCACCGAAAGUACCUGAUCAAGUUCCCCGACAAGCCGUGCACCGGCAGGUCCAAGUGCGGUCGGACCUACGGAGCCGAGGGGGUCUCGUUUGAGAGACGCCGUGUCCGGGACUGGACGAGAACGGGGAGGCGGCUUCUACCGGUCCUGAGCGAAUGUUACAAGCUCAUGUUCGACCAGGACACCAAUCUGCUGCACAGCAUCACUUAUCUUGAGGAGAAAAGCAGGGUGAGGGUGACUCAGGAUUUCUGGGAGUACCACGCAAACGGAGACGUAAAAGCAGGGCCCAUCUCCGACAACUACAUGUUCAGCACCAACGGCUCCGCUGCGCGGGCCUACCAGGCUGUGGAAAUGGAGAUCGUCCCUGGGAAGAUCGUGUCUGAGGUCAGGCAGUACUUCUUCAGGGAUGAAAGUGAUAAAGACUACGCUUACUCAAUCACCACCCGCGUCCCGGAAUGUUUCGGGACCGGAGCGCGGUGUCGCAGGCUGGAGCAGACCUAUUCGCUGGGGCCCCUCCACCUAAACACAGAGGUCGUCCUCCGGACCGCCACCGCCCUGAAGAACAACAGGACCCUGUACACAGACGACAAUGGCUACCAGAUGAUGAAGAGGCCGUACAGGAAGUUCACUAAUAACACCGUAGCGAGAAACUACUUCCCAAUGGUCCGUACCGCCUACAUCGAGGAUGAGCACAGCAGACUGGCGCUCGUCAGUGACAGAGCCCACGGCGCGUCCAGCCAAGCCAGCGGACAACUAGAGGUCAUGCUCCAUCGACGUCUUUGGAACAACCUGCCCUGGAACCGCGGCUACAACCUGACCCUGAACGACACCUCAGUCGUCAGGCCCACCCUGUGGAUGAUGCUGGGCUCUGUCAGUGGCACCUCGGCGCACUACCAGAGGGAGGCAGUUGAGCUGCAGCACAGACCAGUCAUCAUGCCCAUAGACCAACCUCAGAGGCCCUGGCAGGAGAAGGAGCCCAGGGGAAGUUCUCCCGUGCGUCCAGUCGUUCUGCCGCCGAACCUCCACCUGCUCAGCCUCAGCAUCCCCGGAUGGAACUACAGCUCGGAUCACGACGUUCACCUCGCUCACGUUCACGCAGGUAAAGAUCUGCACUCGGAGCCGGACUAUGACCGGGUCCUGUUGAGAAUCAUGCAUCUGUUUGAGGAGGGAGAAGAUCCUGAGCUUUCAAAGCCGGUCACCAUAAACUUGAAGGAGGUUCUGCGGGGCAUCGGGGAAGUGAAAGUGCUGCAGGAGCGUUCUCUCACAGGAACCUGGGACGUCGCCAGCCUGCAGAGGUGGAAGUGGAAGACUGCAGAUAAAACAGAGAACAAAGGUCGUGGGAGAUGUGGAGACGAAGCUUUCACUGUCACCAUCUCGCCCAAAGAGAUCAGGACCUUCUUCGUUCACUUCGCCUCCAAGGACUUUUAGGUUGAACUGUCUCUUUUCUUCCGUGAAGAUCUUAAGACAUGACACGACACGAAAAGAUGUGAUCAUUUAGUGUAAAUCAAUGCUCUCUUUUUUUUGCACAUUAUGUUGAUUUUGGUGAGGGAGCACCGUUGACUCUGGCUGAAUAAAGAUAUUAUUUUUUUUCAAA